CCCGUGAGCGGCCAGAGGAGUCAGAGCGGCCAGAGAGUUUUACGGCAGUGACGAGCCGGAAAGCGUGUGAGUGCAGCGCAGGGGCGUUUAAGUCUGUUUUCCGGAUUCUGGGGUCUGGAGGCGAAGCAUAUUAUAUAUAAAAGUGGAUCCAUGAUAAAUGAAAAUGGCCAAUUCUUUAAGAGGAGAAGUAUUGAAUCUUUAUAAAAAUCUGCUGUAUCUUGGACGAGACUAUCCAAAAGGAGCAGACUAUUUUAAAAGGCGUCUGAAGAAUGUUUUCCUUAAAAACAAAGAUGUGAAGGACCCAGAGAAGAUCAAAGAACUUAUUGCACGGGGCAAAUUUGUAAUGAAAGAACUAGAAGCAUUAUACUUCCUUAGGAAAUACAGGGCUAUGAAACAACGCUAUUAUUCAGAUACCAACACAACUAACUGAUCACUAUUACUGUAAUUUGGAUGAAAGUCAGUGCCAGCUGCUUAUGUGUACCAGAUAUUACAAAAGUAAUUCUAACUUAAAAUGUCAAGAAAUAUACAUUGUGGUAAAAAAAAAAAAACAAAAACGUGAGCUGCCUUACUGAACUAAAAUGAAUUUCAACUUCUAUUCAUACUAAGAGUUUUAUCAGAAACUUUUAUGCUCAAUUUUUAUACUAAAAUAGCAAUUUAACUAUGUAUUAUUUCCAAUUACCCAUUAAAAAUUGAUGAGCACCCAAUUUUGAAUAGACAUAUAAUGUACUGAAUUUUUAAUUGUAAAUUUUUGCCAAUUAUCCUUAGCCCAUUCCUACAUUUUCCUGAAAAGAGAAUGCUUUUUAAUGCACAUUUAAGUAAUAAGCAAAAUCAUUUCUUGCAAAUUUACUCCCCUGAACUUUUGAAGGAGUUCCUUAUUUUUGACCCCACUUGGUACAUAAACAGUACAUAUUCAAGGUUCAUUGCAAAAGAAAUAGCAUCUGUUAGUGAUUUAAGCGCAGUUAGAAAUAAUAUUGAGCAAGGUUACUCCUGAACUUGAAAGAGCCUGCCAGCAAUUGGCAUUACAUAUAUACUUAUUUAAUUAUUUCCAUUAUUACAUUAAUUUUGUCACUAGCUGCCUUAGGGCCUUAAAAACAAACAAACAAACAAAAAAAAACCCCUGUUGUGUAUCACUUACCUUCUUCAAUAAAAAUAAUGUUACUCUUU
Phacochoerus africanus (Common warthog) is the source of this 1164-nucleotide messenger RNA. RefSeq names its product electron transfer flavoprotein regulatory factor 1 (gene ETFRF1). The coding region runs from base 158 to 430 and encodes 90 amino acids. The record is from RefSeq and is a predicted model, not a curated record. Lineage: Eukaryota; Metazoa; Chordata; Mammalia; Artiodactyla; Suidae. Gene Ontology annotation, cellular component: mitochondrion. The transcript is spliced from 3 exons. Gene Ontology annotation, biological process: respiratory electron transport chain.